UGCAAUGGAACGAAUAUGGUUUCUGCUGCUUCUAAUGAUUAGAGUGCUUCCAGGGUCUGCUCAGUUCAAUAGCUACAACUGUGAUGCCAACCUCCACAGUAGAUUUCCUGCUGAAAGAGACAUCAAUGUCUACUGUGGGGUGCAGGCCAUUACAAUGAAGAUUAAUUUUUGCACAGUGCUUUUCUCUGGCUAUUCUGAAACUGAUCUGGCACUGAAUGGGCGGCAUGGGGAUUCCCACUGCAGAGGGUUCAUCAAUAACAACACCUUUCCUGCAGUGGUCAUUUUCAUCAUCAAUCUCAGCACCUUGGAGGGUUGUGGAAACAACUUGGUGGUAUCUACAGUUCCUGGAGUGAGUGCUUAUGGAAACGCAUCUUCAGUACAAAUAGGGAAUAUCUCAGGUUAUAUUGAUACACCAGAUCCACCAACAAUCAUCAGCUAUCUGCCUGGACUUCUUUACAAAUUUAGUUGUAGUUAUCCACUGGAAUACCUGGUUAAUAAUACCCAGCUUGCUUCAUCCUCAGCUGCUAUUUCUGUGAGAGAGAACAAUGGUACCUUUGUCAGCACUUUGAACCUGCUCCUUUAUAACGACUCAACCUACAGUCAGCAGUUAAUUAUCCCAAGUAUAGGAUUACCUUUGAAAACCAAAGUAUAUGCAGCUGUACAAGCCACUAAUCUGGAUGGCAGAUGGAAUGUCUUAAUGGAUUAUUGUUACACGACCCCAUCUGGGAAUCCAAAUGAUGAUAUUCGUUAUGAUCUCUUCCUUAGCUGUGACAAAGAUCCUCAGACUACUGUAAUUGAAAAUGGCAGAAGCCAGCAUGGCCGAUUUUCCUUUGAAGUGUUCCGAUUUGUCAAACACAAAAAUCAGAAAAUGUCCACUGUCUUCCUACACUGCGUUACCAAGCUCUGUAGAGCUGAAGACUGCCCCUUCCUUAUGCCAACUUGCAGCCACAGAGAAAAGAGAGAUUCAGGGAGGAGGACAACUUGGAGCGCCCAGAGCACUUCUGGAAAUGCUGUCCUGUCUGCGGGUCCCAUCAUUACUCGGAGCGAUGAAACUCCAACCAACAACUCUCAGCUUGGUUCUCCAAGUGAAACUCCUUUCCAGCUGAAUGCUAUCACCAGUGCCCUGAUAUCAGGAAUGAUCAUUCUGGGAGUCAUGAGCUUUGCCCUUCUUCUCUGCUCAUUGGCCCUUCUACAAAGAAAGACACCUGCCAGUUUGGUGUUAAAUGGCAUAAGAAAUCCAGUCUUUGACUGAAUGUAGUAGGCCCCUGGUCUAGGGAGAAGGCUUCACUGAGUAUACUGUAUGUGACUACAGUCAGUGUUCCAUCUAAACUGACUGCCAGCCAGCAUUUGAUAUAUGUAGGUUGAAUAGUUUUCACAGUGUAGCUUGUCAGCCAGAGAUAGUGAAAGAAUUUGAUAAUAUUGUUCUUGUCACUUAUAUAUGUGGUCUGUCCUAUUUGUAUGGCAUCAAUGAGUUUACUGACAAUCAGAACACAUCAGGACUCAGAUCCUAUAGAGUCAAGCAUACUUCAUUUUAUUUCAGUUUUCUUUUCAUCCUUGGUUCUAGGGAUAAAAGGUUGGCAGAAAAUAAAAUGGAAUUGUUUGCACUUUCCCCCAAAGUAUUAAAUCUCAACAUGAUGGCAUUUAAUAUGUAGUUCCAAAAUGAAAGCUGGUUUUUGUUUUAUUCCAGGUAUAUUAAGCUUAGGGAUAUGCCAACUUGGACACCGGAGAUAUAAUUACUUGUUCUAUACACUCUUGUGUUUUUGGCUGAUUUCCAUGCCUGAUGACUUUUGUUUUUAAUAUAUAGAGUGAAAUACAGAGAGGGAGCCAUAUGUAAGGUGAGGCAGAGAGAAAAGGCAACUAUGAGCACAAUUCUACUGUUGGUGAAGCUUCUUCCCUGCUGGUGCUCUCAUGUGGUGGCUGGAGGUUUGUGCCUGGCUUGAACAUGGUGAUGUGUAUGUUCUUACAGGUGAGCUGUCCCCUAGCCCACAUGAUAUUCUAACUCUUAAGAAGCCUUGUUGGAAAUAGAGCUUCACCUAGAGCAUUCGCUUAUGUAACAAAUAGUAAAAACAUUCCUUAACUUCCAGCAAAAUACUAAAUGAACCUAAACCAUUAUUCAUUUGGACAGGAAAGGCUGGGAUCAGUUUUGCCCAUUGAUGUGAGAACUCCAGUGCAUGCUGUUACUUCUCCCAAGGAACCAGCUCAGCUGCUGUAACAGCUAUGUGUCUAGCAGUGAGACAACUGCAAAGAGCAUUCUUAAUUCAAAACUCUUUUAUGGGAAAGCAAACUAACCGUAGGAAGAAGACAUUUUCAUGACCAUUAAAGAAAUCAUUUUAUGGGCCAGGUGGUGGCAUGCCUGGUUGAGCACAUACAUUACAGUGCACAAGGUUCAAGACCCUGGUGUCCACAUACAGAGAGGAAGCUUCACAAGUGGUGGGCUACAGGUGUCUCACUGUCUUUCUCCCUCUCUUCGCCCCCUACAUGCUCAGCUUUUCUCUAUCUCUAUCCAAUAAAUAAAGUUAAUAAAAAACUUAAAAAAUCAUUUUAUUAGGAAGGAGGUAAAAGGUUUACAAAAUAGCUGUUGACACAUUGGUAAAAUUUAUUAUCAUGCAUGAUAAAGUGUCUGCAAAACACUCACUACUACCCUUCCCCCACACCAGUUUAGAACUUUUUCCACCAUCUCAACACCAGAACCACAGUGCUCUUUUCAUCCAUUGAAAUCCCCUUCCAUGUGUCCUUUGCUUUGGCCCCAUGUGAGUUUUCAGGAAACUAGAUCCGUUUUAUUCCUACAAAAAAAAAAGGAAACAGGCUAAAGGAGUUUUGCAGAACUUUGUUGGAGUCUCCAUAAAAAAAAUGCUUCUGUACCUACAAACUUCUGAUGUUGGCAAAACAAAUAGUUUGGAGGAGGCUUUCUUUUUAAAGUGUUUUCUUGAUGAUAUAAUCAUUGCCAUGGAUAAAAGUUUCAUCCCUCUAACAAUACACUGAAAGAAUUUUACAAUUUUACAAAAAAUAAUAACCAUGUAUUAAGCAAUCCAUAUCCUUCAUAAAAGUAAAAAUCAACCAAAUAACACCAUCAAUUUUUUAAAAUUUUUUAUUUAUAAAAAGGAAGCACUGACAAAAACCAUAGGAUAAGAGGGGUACAACUCCACACAAUUCCCACCACCAGAAUGUCAUAUCCUAUCCCCUUCCAUGAUAGGUGAUAGCUUUACUAUUCUUUGUCCAUCUGGGAGUAUGGACCUAGGGUCAUUAUGGGGUGCAGAAGUUGGAAGGUCUGUCUUUUGUAAUAGCUUCCCUGCUGAGCAUGGGCAUUGGCAGGUCGAUUCAUACUCCCAGAUUGUCUCUCUCUUUCCCUAGUGGGGCAGGAUUCUGGGGAAGCAGGGCUCCAGAAUACAUUGGUGGGGCGUCUGCCCAGGGAAGUCCAGCUGACAUUAUGUUGGCAUCUGGAAUCUUAUGACUGAAAAAAGAGUGAACAUAUAAAGCCAAACAAGUUGUUGACUAGUCACGAACCUAAAGGCUGGAAUAGUUAAGCUGAAAAGUUGGGGGGGGGGUCCUCCAUUUUGUAGAUAGUAAUCCUAUUUUAGUUAUGUUCCAGAGAGCCCAUGACUAUACUAGUUUUUUUUUUUUUUUUCCUGAGUCUGACAUCUGAUAUGCAGGUGAAAGACAAGAUACUCUAUGUUCCACCUGAGAAAGAUGGGCCCUGAUGUUGGGGCAGCUUGGAACAUUCCUACUCAUGACCACAGAAUGUGAGCUCAGAUCUCCAGGGAUGCAGAGGUCACAUAGGCUCCUAAGCUGAAUAUAGACCCCAGAUCAGAUCAAAUUGAUGGAGUUUAUAGUCAACAAUAUUUAUACACCUUUCCCAUAUUUGGGAGCUACUCUUUUCCCUAAUCCAGCUUUCUGGUCUUUUUUCCAGCCAUGACAUCAUCUCUACAGAAAAAAAAAAUUAUUCAACCAAUCUACAAAGCUGAUUAAAUGAGAAAAUAAAUAGUUGGUGACAUACACCAAAACAGCCUGUGUAGCUUGUAGAAGUGCUAUUUUUUACUGUAAAAACUGUUGAGACUAAUUUUUAUUCAACAUGUGUGAUUCAAUAUUCAGGACAUAAUUUACUGUACUGAAUGCAAAUUGCUGUGUAAUUUAAGAUUUCUUUCAAAUGAAGUUCUCCAGUCUUAGGUUAAUAAUUAACUCAAUCACCAAAUCAAAAAUAAAUAAAUAACCCUUUUCUCCAGUUUGUCCAAAUAGUUCACCAGAACAUAUUCAUAUUAAAAAUAAUCAACGACAUAGUUGAUUCAACUUUCUAUUUGAAAGUGCAUAUAUAGAAAGGAUGAGAUUGGAUCUGGAAAGUAUUUGGUAUUUUUUUAAUAAAGACAGAAAUUGAGAGGAAAGUUGAAAGUAUGUAGGGAAAGAGAGAAACACUUGCGGUACUGAUUCAUUGAUUGCCAAGUUUCCCCUAUGUAGUUGAGGACUCAGGGCUUGGUCCCAGGUCUUUGUGCAAUCUACCAAUCUACCAGAUGCGCCACUAUCUGUACCCAUUCCUUUGGAUAAUUUCUUUUAUAUAAAGAAGUCUAGCAUUUGAAAAUCCCAUUUCCUCUUCCCUUUGUUAUUAAAUUAACUUUGAAGUGAUCAUCUAGAACUUUAUCUGUGUUAACAAAUUUUCUAAUUCAAAGGUAAAAAUUCUACAGUAAAAAACUGGACCACACUACUUAGGUGACCCUAGUAUAUUGGUAUUACUGAACUCUUCUGCUAAAUCAAUUUCAGAUACUUUGUGUGAAUUGCCUUUUAUUUUAGAAUCAUGAUGGAUGAAUAGAACAUUUUAUUAAGGAAUUGAGGUGUUAGUUUGAUUUUUGUGCUUUUGAGAUGACUACUAUUUCGUGCUGAUCUUUUAAAUUCUUUACACCUUACAAUAAAACUGAAUAAUGGUCAUAUUAUUUUGUAAACAACCUGAUUUUAUACCACUUUUGCCACCUUUUCAUUAUAAAUGGGAGACAAAUCAGGUUUGUUCUGUAUAACUUUGUCUUUAUAGACCUGCAGUUGUAUGCUGUGUUUAGUUAUAUUGAAUAUUCCAAUACCAUAGUGCGAAAACCUCACAAAAUACAUGCAAAUGUUCCUUCAGUUUUAAUACCUCAAACUGUUUUUUGCACUUCAGGGGUAAGGUAUGAUGACAUGUAAAAGAUGAUUGUUAAAUAAAAUAAUUGUUAAUCAA
Messenger RNA from Erinaceus europaeus (western European hedgehog), 5194 nucleotides. RefSeq names its product zona pellucida like domain containing 1 (gene ZPLD1). The record is from RefSeq and is a predicted model, not a curated record. The coding region runs from base 5 to 1252 and encodes 415 amino acids. The transcript is spliced from 10 exons. Gene Ontology annotation, cellular component: cell surface. Lineage: Eukaryota; Metazoa; Chordata; Mammalia; Eulipotyphla; Erinaceidae.